This is a messenger RNA of Aspergillus neoniger CBS 115656, 1808 nucleotides long. Its product is annotated as HNH endonuclease signature motif containing protein. The transcript is spliced from 3 exons. The record is from RefSeq and is a predicted model, not a curated record. Lineage: Eukaryota; Fungi; Ascomycota; Eurotiomycetes; Eurotiales; Aspergillaceae. The coding region runs from base 167 to 1450 and encodes 427 amino acids.
UGGGCCCCACUAUACUCUUUACUACACCAUCAAUCUAUCUCCAUCCAUUUCCAGUCUGCUUCAUCUCCCAUCUGUCUCGUUGAAAUACCGUCUGUUCUCCACAGACACGCCGAUUGCCUGGCACUAUAACCAAAUUAUUACAUUCUGCCUGCUUCGAUUGUUCAGAAUGGGAGCUUACGAUGAGGUUGAGGACCCCCGGCGCCUGAAGUUAAUCGCACAGAUCUCAGAUUCGAUCGACUUCGCCUCCGAACCGGUAAAUCCAGGAUUCUGGGCAUUUCUCUGGCUGUCCGAGCUCUCUCAGUUGGAAGGGUAUACUCAGGUCUUCUUCGCGAACCCAAGACCCAUGAGAUCUGAUUCUGCUACCUCUACGUCGUGGACAAGAUGUCUAAAAGUUUGGAAUACGCAUUCGCCUAUUAGGACAGACCAUAAGAAACGAAAGUCGGAUUCUUUGGACAUUCCAGAAACAAUGGCCUCCAAAAUUCCUCGUGUGUCCACCAAUGUGGCUCAAACUCAGAAACGUUCGGAUGUGCCGAAACCUACAAGCCCCGCCAAGGCACAAGCAGCUACUUCAGCAUCCAAAUUCCAAGAUUAUUCACGGUCGGUUUCGGCUGCAGAUGAGUGUAAGAAAAGGGACAAGCUAAGCUGCCUUGUUACUAGGGGUGGUGAUUGUAUCGAGACCGCCCACAUAUACCCAUUUUCCCUUGGCCGGAAAGCUGGAUUUGUGGCAUACGAUGAAUUCUGGGAGAGAUUAGGAAUGUUCUGGCCCCCCGAGAAAAUCAAAGCUUGGGAGGCGGUGACUCUGGGACCUGAUCGUACCGAGAUCUUGGAAAAUCUCAUAUCCCUUGCUUCUACUGUCCAUGGAAUGUGGGGAACCGGAAAACUGGCCUUCAAGCCACUCGAAUUAUCCGAAGAUAAGAGAAUGCUGACUGUAGAAUUUCAUUGGCUCCGAGACUGGAGCUAUGGUACCCAAAAGCUUCGAAUACCUCCAUCAAAUCCAGUCAAGUCCGACUCAUCAAGUAACAAUACCCGCCUCAUCAACUGCGAAACGUUGGAACUAAUCAGGUCUGGGGAUAUCCUGACAUGGACAACAGACGACCCUGAGAAAAGGCCCCUCCCAUCCAUCGAGCUCUUAGAGAUGCAAUGGGUACUGAAUAGGCUAGUCGCGUUGGCCGGAGCAGCUGAUGUCAGCGAAGAGGAUCUUGACCGGGAGGAUAUGGCAGGGUUGGAGACUCCGGUUCUAACAGAAACAGAGGAAGAGGAGCUAGAAGAGAAUGACCCAUAUUGCGAAGCAGAAGGAAGCCACAUAGAAGAAUCAGCGCUGUCUGUCGGUCCAAUUUCGCCCGCGGGCGAAAACAGACCACUUCUACACCAACAACGCAAGAAGCAUCGAGAGACUACCGAAGGAGAGGAUCCCUUAGAGUUGCGAAGUCGAGAUCUGAACGUUCGAUGAAGCAGAAUUUAUGUUAUGUCAUGGUUGUGGGUCAGGCAGUGGGAUUGAUGUCUAGCUGGCGGUGUCAAGGGUGCAGAGACGUCGUUUCCACUUUUCUUAUGCGGAUAAUCUCAGCUUAUUAACUGGAUGUAGGCCAUGGAAUGCUCUUGUCAAGAACCCGGCCUUUAAACCAAUAUGAUUCAGUAGAGGCAUGAAUAAAAUACAGCACUUGCACUUGUUCCGGUCUUUACCUGAGUCAUCUAUUAUCCAUUUUCCAACUAUCUGAAAGCACUUUAGUCAACCGAAUCCUCAAUCUUGAUGAGAAGCAGGCAGCAAUAGAGCGAUGGAUGCCGAUCUCUUUUGAACGUGUUCAUUCUUG